AUGAUCGUCACCAUGUUGUUAGAUGAGACUCGGCCUGCUUCCCCCAUGGAGUUAUACUUCGCCCGAUGCUUCGGCUUCAGCCUGCUUACUAUCGCCGUUUUGACCGUGAUGCUAACCGGCUCCAUUCCUCUGACAUCCGACAUCAAGGAGUCUGUGACAGCAGAGGAGGACGAUCCCAAGGCACCAUACGCUGUGCCAACUCUGAUAGUGACCUCCAUCUUCCAUAGCGCAUGUGCUUUCUAUGCGUAUACCUGGUACGUUUCUGGUGGAUCGGGUCUCUUUACUGUUGGUGUCGCUGGAUACUCUAGUAUUGCGGCCAUUGGGCUGUGGUGCAUGCUCUUUGCUAGCAGCCAUGGGAGGAUCAGUCGCCGUACGGGUGCAGACAAGAGAACGACGGGGUAUCCUUUCAAGAAUUCGGAGGCAGCGAAGAAACAUGGCAAGGGGCCUUCUAUGCCGAUAAAUGACCAAUCCAACCUACAGUUGGGCCAAUUUGAGGAAUCGCAACCCUUCGGGCCAUUCCGUCCCCCGACCGAAGCCGAAUCACAGCUUCAGAAUGCGUCACAUGCGUUUAUUCGUCCUCCACGACCAGACGCGUCGAACAACUUCAUCACGUCUUCAUCCACCCAGCUCCAAUCGCACCAAGGUCACCCUAGUAAUGGAGUUGGUUCGCACUUACAACCGCAAGGGCAAUCCUCCAGUGGCUUGCAUCAAUCGCAGGGCUACAACAAUGGUGUCGCCCAUGCAGCAAAUAUAAGCGGGGCGUUGCAUCGUGCUGGGGGACAAAUGCCGCCUCAAGCGUCGCUGUCCCCAAACGAGCUAGCUAUGGGGAGCAACGCGCAUCAAGCUCAGAGUAACAGCUUAACAACGAUGCAAUCCCCAAGUCAACCGUUUCAACCGGACUUUAUCGAGCUAGAUACUGGCUCCGUGGAACCGGUGGCCUUCACUGGGCCUGGAGAGCUGCAAGGCUUCAAAGUGGUCCCGAACCCUCCACAUCUAGAUUACUGGAGAGAUAGGUUGUUCAAUGUUGAUGAAAUGAUCACCUUGAGCGAAGAGGAAUUCCAAACCUACUUCCCCCAUGUUGACAAUGUAUACUCUCAUCGCUCAACCCAGCGGACGACCCCCGGGACGCCCAAAUCUGAUGAUCCAGAAAAGAAGAAACGCAAGCGUACGGCCAGAGAACGGGAUCUCUGCCAUGUCAAAAUCAAAGUCGUGGAAUACUUUCCAAUGUCUGAAAUAUCAAAUAUGACCCAUCCAGUCGAGCCGUUGCCAUCCAACAUCCUACCUGGCAUGUACACUUUCUCUCUGAACGACGAUCCCGCGAUCCGAAAUGUCCAAACAUUCGGUAUGCUCACGCCGAACCCUAGCUUACCACCAAAUCAUCCGGGAUCAAAUGGUGGGAGAUAUUUCACCAUACAGCGGGUGAAUGGCAAUGGUGCCAACGGGAAGAAUGAUGGUGUGAGUGGCGGUCAUCAACAUACGCUUGAAGAGAGUGAUCGUGUCAAGAAGAGUAGUGUCCAACGAUACGUUCUGAAGGAAAAGAAAGAUAAAAGGACGAGAGCGGACCGAGUUAUGUCUCGAACAGGCCAAAAGUCAUACCAUACAAAAGCGACGGGUCUGGCCGCUGAAACUGCGAUCAAACACUCUGCCGAUGUUAAUCUCAAGCUAUAUGGGAGCUGCUUCUGCCCCUUCGUUCAACGCGUAUGGAUUGCAUUGGAACUGAAAGGUAUCCCAUACCAAUACAUCGAAGUGGAUCCGUACGAGAAGCCCCAGUCGCUGUUAGAGGUGAACCCAAGAGGGCUGGUUCCUGCUUUGCGGCACGACGACUGGGGGUGCUAUGAAAGCAACGUGUUGUUGGAAUAUCUAGAGGAUCUAGGCGUAGGAGCGGCAAUGCUUCCAGCAGACCCAAAGCUGCGUGCCCAUUGUCGGUUGUGGGCGGAUCAUGUCAAUCGGCAUAUCGUGCCGAGUUUCUACCGCGUACUACAAGAGCAGGAUCAACAGAAACAGAUCGAGAAGACACAGGAGCUGCGAGACGCGAUGGAGAAGCUGCUCGAAGUGGCGCAUCCCAAGGGGCCCUUCUUCAUGGGCCCGCGUAUGUCCCUUGUGGACGUUCAAGCUGCCCCAUGGAUCAUUCGGCUGCGGCGGGUCCUGAAACCAUACCGAGGAUGGCCAGAUGCUGAGGAGGGAAGCAGACUGGCCUCUUGGAUGGAUGCAAUCGAGACCGACCAGCAUGUGCAAGCGACAACUAGCACGGAUGACCUGUACCACGACAGCUAUGAGCGAUAUGCCCAGAACCGUCCAAACACAUCCCAGGUCGCAAAUGCAAUUAACGCAGGACGAGGCCUUCCUUGA
This is a messenger RNA of Penicillium concentricum, 2349 nucleotides long. RefSeq names its product glutathione S-transferase family protein. The transcript is spliced from 10 exons. The record is from RefSeq and is a predicted model, not a curated record. The coding region runs from base 1 to 2349 and encodes 782 amino acids. Lineage: Eukaryota; Fungi; Ascomycota; Eurotiomycetes; Eurotiales; Aspergillaceae. Gene Ontology annotation, cellular component: cytoplasm.